GAGGCAAUCAAAUCGUCAGUCUACGCCGGAGAGGACCUACUGUCACGAGUUGGUAUCUGGUGAUAGGAAGAAAAUGCAAGUUAAGCUACGUUGAUAGCAAACAACAGCAACCACAAAAAUUACAACAACGAGCGAAAGCAACGAACGCUUUACUCAGCUUCUUCAAGCAGUGCCAGGUGGAUAAUGAUGUAUUUGAGCGUGCCUGAUAUGAUGGGAAAAUGUCGGGUUUUCACCAUUGUUGUACUGUGCUUGUGGUUUCUGCCUAUGGUCUGCCUAGCGUGCUCCAGAGGUCCCAGGCCGGAACUUGAAACAAAAUUUUGUCCAUCCAGAAAGAACCUGAUCAAAGGCUUUCCUGGCGGGAUAUCUGAGCACUCCAUGAAGAAUCCAAGAUGUGUCAAGGCUCUCUCCUCAAUUUCAAACACUCGGUCAACAGUUGACAACUAUUGGUCGUCUUUAGAUUCAGCUUACAAGUGGGUGCUUUGUCCCGCUGGUUAUUUCUUGCAAGGCUUCAAGUUCGCUAAGAAUGGAGAUGGCAUUUAUGCAUUGCACGAGGGUCUAUGUUCGAAAGAUGUGGACUCCCCAAGCACUUACGAACACUGUUAUAGACAAGACGCCAAGGUAUCCACAAUGUGCCUCAAAGACUACUUUGUAACAGGAAUACUGCGAGACUCCUGCAGCGACUGGAGUUGCGUGUUGAGGUUGAGAUGCUGUAAACAGUCCUCCUCUUCUGAAUUUACCAUCAGCUCAGUUGAAGCCGCGAAGAAAAAAGUUAUGCUGCAAUCUCUGGACGGGCUGGCUCAGAUCGCAUCGUAUCUGGGUUAUGAUGGGGUCAAAGGUUGCUUCGGGCAAGUAGCAGGUGAUGAUUUCGUGGCAAAUGGAACUGCUUGGGUGGCGAAGAAAUGUAUGCAUGACGACAGUCCUCAGCUGAAAAUCGGUUAUGAGGACUGGAAAUUCAGACGAUCGGGUCUAUCGUAUUUAAUGCAGGAAACUAUAGACUUACCACCCGAGGAGAUAGAAAGUGGUGUUUUUAUCAAUGACGGUCCAGUACCAAUUCUCGAAACGGUUACUCAGAGGCACAAAAUGUUACGCACUGUGAGACAUACACUGAUGAGUCCUUGGGAGGGAGCCGAUAUGUUAGGGGUUAAGCUAAUCUACUAUCCUGAGUGGAUGACUGGCGACUUCAGGGGACUAUUCAACUUCGACAUAACAACAGAGCGUGACAAAGAAAUUACGAAAGAAAUAAACAAUACCACGAAAUGGAUCAAAAGAGAUACCGAACUGCAGCCAAACACAACAUCAAGAUGGACUGCUAAACUGUACAAGAAAUUAACCACCCAGCAUUAUCAGGUCACGGUUCGCAUUGAUUGUUCUGCAAAGUUUGAAGGGCGUCUAAGAAAUGAAAUUGCGCAACUCUGUGUUUGUUCUGACAGCCUCAAACGGUACACGCAUAGAAAUGAAGAUGACGUACUAUAUCAAUUCGGGGGUGAAAACAGGCCGUUUUAUUUGGCUUUGUCGGACGAAAAAAAGGCAUGGGAUAAUUGGAUUUCUGAUCGUCAGAUGAUGGGCAAAUUAGUGGAAGAACUCGCUGACCAUGAGAGGUAUGAGUUUGUUCUCGAAGGAAAGUUUGAAGAAACGUAUAGUUACAACAUAGACAUUGAGUUUAAUGACACUGACACACGCCUUGAUGCAUCCGCCUAGGUUUUCUGUGAAAAGGGAGAACACUUUUUUGUUAGGUGUUUUACAGCGCUCGCAACUGCAUAAGGUCAUAUGAGCGUACGGGACACAUCGAACAUUUUCAGUUGGUAGGAAAUUUUGAUUUUUGACCUGGUGGCGGCCGAAGUCUACUCAUCGAUUUUAUACCACAAAGGGAUCUUUAAUAUGCGCAACUUGCGUACGGGAGCUCCGAGAUUUUUCACCCUUGUCGAGAAGGCUAGGUGCAGAUCUUUCCUACAAGAAUAUCAGGGAUGUGGCUGAAAGACAGCAGUAAUGAGCCAAGGAGUAGCAGUAGAAAGGCUGCAGAAAGAGUCCGGAGCCCAGAGCCCAGAGGAGGAGGCAAAAGAGAUGAGGGGGUGGAGGCAGAAAGUGGAGACGAAUUCAGAAGAUAGAAUAUUGCUUGAGAGAUGGAAAGGAGGUGAAAGGAGAAAAUUUUAGAGAAGAAAAUGUGUCGGUCGCUACACGGAUUCGAACCCGGGACCUUUGAAUGAGAGGCGAACACCUUAACCUGUGGGCCACGAAAGCCCCCUGGAAGAACAUUACUAAGUUGCUAUCAUUAUUGAA
Molecule: messenger RNA, 2277 nt
Organism: Aplysia californica (California sea hare)
Lineage: Eukaryota; Metazoa; Mollusca; Gastropoda; Aplysiida; Aplysiidae
Exons: 1
Coding region: 184-1698 (504 amino acids)
Cellular component (GO): extracellular region
Source: RefSeq, a predicted model, not a curated record